CCCAGUCCCUGCCCGGCCCAGCGCCAGACAAGGGGCGACGCCUCGAGGUAAAAUCUAGGAGGUGCAGGAGGCGAACUCUGCAAGAGGCCCUGUUGUCCCGGAGAAGCCUCUCAGCGGCGCAGACGAGUGGGUGCGAUGAUGGAGGAGGAGGAAUGCGGUUUAGGGAAGUCGUGUGCCCCCUCUGAGCCAGUCGCGGCUGCACAACCGGCGGGAUCCCCAGGGGAGACCCCCGCGGUCACCGCAGAGUCCCCGGAGCUCGCGAACUACAGUAGCAAGUGCGUGUUCUGCCGGAUCGCGGCGCACCAGGAUCCCGGCACCGAACUCCUGCACUGUGAGAAUGAAGACCUAGUUUGCUUCAAAGAUAUCAAGCCAGCAGCACCUCAUCAUUAUCUUGUGGUGCCAAAGAAGCAUUUUGAAAACUGCAGAUAUCUAAAGAAAGAUCACAUAGAACUCAUUGAGAACAUGGUGACUGUUGGAAAAGCCAUUCUAGAAAGGAAUAAUUUCACUGAUUUUGCAAAUACAAGAAUGGGUUUCCAUGUGUCACCAUUCUGUUCCAUUGCCCACUUGCACCUUCAUGUUCUGGCACCAGCUGAUCAGCUGAGCUUCAUGUCAAGAUUGGUUUAUAGAGUAAAUUCCUAUUGGUUUAUCACAGCUGAUUAUUUGAUUGAAAGACUAAGAACAUGAAAAUGUCAACAGUGGAAGAUUUCCUAAUCUUGGCUCAACAUAGACUAAUAUUUUCGUCUCUUUGAAGUCUAAUUACAAUUGUAAGGUUCACUGGGUUUUAUGAGAAGCUAUUACUGGGUAGCCUUAAAUUGUUUCUUCAUGUUUAUUUCCUGAAAUGUGUGAUGUAGUCAUAUAAAUUCUUUGUCAUUGACUUUGUUUUAAUGGUUCCUUGUCUAAAGUAUAAGAUACUCUAGAUAAAAUCCCAUUAAAACAAAUUCUGUUAAUCAAGAAGGGCUCUGUAUUUUUUUAAGAAAUUCAAAUAUUUUUAUUUCUCAGUAAGUAGUCAGUUAUAAUACUCUUGCCUGGAAAAUCCCAUGGGUGGAGGAGCCUGGUAGGCUGCAGUCCUUGGAGUCACUAGGAGUCAGAAACGACUGAGUGACUUCCCUUUCACUUUUCACUUUCAUGCAUUGGAGCAGGAAAUGGCAACCCACUCCAGUGUUCUUGCCUGGAGGAUCCGAGGGACGGGGGAGCCUGGUGGGCUGCCGUCUAUGGGGUUGCACAGAAUCAGACCCAACUGAAGCGACUUAGCAGUCAGUUAUAAUAGUGAUUUAUUUAUGAAGAAUAAACUGGUAUAAAAGUACUUUGUUGGAACCUUUGUUAUAUGAAGGAGAGAAAUAAAUUACUUGUUGAUUGUUCUGUAAUUUUACACGUAAAAUUUCAAAACAAAGAGCACCAUGCUCCACAGUGAUCUCUGAUCUUGAUGGAAAGAAUUGUAUGCGUGUCACUUUUUACUCAGACUUCAGGUGCUGGUUUUCACUUCCUGAAACCUAGCAUCUUUGUAAUAAAUUGAUACUGAAAGCUAUAUAGUAUAUAUAAAAUAACUUCUCUCUAACAGUGAAUUUGCUACAGCAAAUCAAUUUGUUUAUCCAAGAGAAUUCAUUGUAAUGGAAUUUUACCUGUAAGAAUAUA
This is a messenger RNA of Budorcas taxicolor (takin), 1632 nucleotides long. It is a transcript of the gene HINT3, whose product is annotated as histidine triad nucleotide binding protein 3. Gene Ontology annotation, molecular function: catalytic activity. The transcript has 5 exons. The record is from RefSeq and is a predicted model, not a curated record. NCBI's taxonomy places the organism in Eukaryota, Metazoa, Chordata, Mammalia, Artiodactyla, Bovidae. Bases 136 to 684 code for a protein of 182 amino acids.